AUGGCUCAAAUUUUUAAAUUUAAUGCACUUUUAAGUUUCUUGAUCAUUUUUAUAUCAGCGAAUGGCGUUCUAUCCUAUGGCUGGGUUGGCCACCAAAUAACAGCCGCUAUAGCCCAACGUUUUCUUAGCCCUCGUGCACAACGUGCUAUAAUAGAAUUAUUGCCACAAGAAGCUAAUGGAAACUUAUCCGAAAUUGCUGCUUGGGCUGACACCAUUAGAUUUAAUCCGCAUUAUCGAUUUGCUUCACGACUUCAUUUCUGGAACCCUAUUGGUGACAAUCCACCAGAAACGUGUUCUAUAGAUUGGGUGCCCGGAAAUCGUGACGUAAUUACUGCUAUCUAUAACUACUCUCAUCGAUUAGAUCCGAAAACUAGACUUGAAUAUACACAGCAAGCGGAAGCGUUAAAGUUUUUGGUGCAUUUUCUGGGUGAUCUGCAUCAACCAUUACAUUUGACUUCAAAAUUAAGAGGAGGAAAUGGCGCAGUCGCGAGAUUUGAUAAUCGUAAAACUAAAUUGCAUACUAUAUGGGAUUCGCUUUUGAUCUGUAAACAAAUAUGUAAGGUGAUAUUUGAUUCGAAACUUCCAAUUACCAAACCAAAACCCCCAAAAUGUCCUCGAUGUGAGAUUAAUUUAGAAUACGUAAAUAAUAUCGUUUCCUUAAUUAAUACAAAGUGGAAUGAAGAAAAAUCCAGAUGGACUGAAUGUCAUAAUAGGGUUAAAGAUAAUUCUUACGUUCGUAUAGACUUUUUCAAGUAUGAUCGUAUAGUUUCCUUUUCUCCGCGACGUAGACCAACAAAUCCAAAAACACCGUUUCCUAUCCCGGACGUGCCAGAUUCCAUUUGUCCCAAUUAUUGGGCGAUCGAGCUGAAGAAAUUGAAUUGUGAGGUCAUUUGGAAAGGUUAUAGUCCCAAUACCGAGAUCGAUUAUGGUCACGGUGAAUUUUACGAUUCAUUAAUGAAAUCACAACUUGUUGAGAAAAUGUUGGCGAUGGCUGGUAUUAGAAUGGCUGCUGUUUUAAAUAGUAUUUUGACAUAG
Ambispora leptoticha is the source of this 1035-nucleotide messenger RNA. Lineage: Eukaryota; Fungi; Glomeromycota; Glomeromycetes; Archaeosporales; Ambisporaceae. The record is from the annotation of a GenBank genome assembly.